Molecule: messenger RNA, 680 nt
Organism: Sorex fumeus (smoky shrew)
Lineage: Eukaryota; Metazoa; Chordata; Mammalia; Eulipotyphla; Soricidae
Gene: PTPRCAP
Product: protein tyrosine phosphatase receptor type C associated protein
Exons: 2
Coding region: 36-605 (189 amino acids)
Cellular component (GO): plasma membrane
Source: RefSeq, a predicted model, not a curated record
GUGGCGGUGGGUGCCCAGCGCCGCGGCAGCUGACGAUGGGCCCGGCCGUCGGGGGGCUCGGGCUGCUGCUGGCGCUGCCGGGGGCCCUGGGCUCGGGCGGCAGUGCUCAGGAACGGUCCGACAAGGCGCCGGUGAUCGCGGUGCUGCUGGUGCUGCUGUUGGCGCUGUUGGCGGGCCUGGCGCUGGCCUGGCGCCGCCUCAGCCGGGACUCGGGUGGCUACUACCACCCGGCCCGCCUGGGCGCCGCGCUCUGGGGCCACACCUGCCGCCUGCUCCGGGCCAGCCCCCCCGGCCGCUGGCUGCAGACCCGGUGGGUCCCCGAGCGCCCGGAGGAGGAGCCGGCAGGGGACGAGUGCGACUGGGAGCCCGAGGCCGACCCGGAGGAGCAGCGCGACGCGGAGGAGCCCGGCCCGCAGCGGGUCCUGAUGCCGGCCGAGGACAGCGACCAGGACCACGACCUGGACGGGGACAUGCAGGGGCCGGCGGGCGCGGGGGGCAGCUCGGAGGCCCUGCUGAGUGGCCUGCAGGGCUUUGCAGGCAGCGCGGCCUGGGACGACAGCGCGGGCGCGGCGGGGGGUCAGGGCCUCCAUGUCACUGCGCUGUAGGGACCCCGGGGUCGCGGCCUCCACGUCCACGUCACCACGCUGUAGGCCGGCCCCGGGUCACCGCCGAACCCUUCC